Molecule: messenger RNA, 567 nt
Organism: Pediculus humanus corporis (human body louse)
Lineage: Eukaryota; Metazoa; Arthropoda; Insecta; Psocodea; Pediculidae
Exons: 3
Coding region: 1-567 (188 amino acids)
Molecular function (GO): GTPase activity; GTP binding
Source: RefSeq, a predicted model, not a curated record
AUGAUGGGAUCGGCAAAAGUUGGUAAAUCAUCAAUAAUAUCACAAUUUUUAUACGAUAAAUAUUUGACGAAAUAUCAAUAUGUUUUACCAGACGGUGCAUCUUUAACAUUGGAUAUUUUAGAUACUUCCGGUGCGUAUCAAUUUCCGGCAAUGCGUGCAUUGUCAAUAUCUACAGCAGAUGCAUUCAUAUUGGUUUUUGCUGUUGAUAAUUCGGAUAGUUGGGAAGAAGUUCAAAAAUUACGUGAACAGAUAAUAGAAGUAAGAGGGCAUAAAGUACCGAUAGUGGUAGUCGGAAACAAGAUAGACGUUGAAACAAAUCGUGCAACAUCGAAAGAAAUAACAGAAUCCACGGCCGUUUUUGAUUGGGAAUGCGGUUACGUGGAAUGUUGUGCCAAAGAUAACAUACACAUAAUCGACGUUUUCAAAGAACUUUUGGUUCAGGCUAAAAUAAGGUAUAAAUUGAGUCCAGCUGUUAGAAGAAGAAGACAAAGUUUGCCAAAUUACAGUUCGAACGGAUCAGCAAAAUCAAAACAUAUGCUUAAAAGAAAUUCAUGUACGGUUGCAUAA